Exophiala viscosa is the source of this 1805-nucleotide messenger RNA. RefSeq names its product pyridoxal phosphate-dependent transferase. The transcript has a single exon. The record is from RefSeq and is a predicted model, not a curated record. Gene Ontology annotation, molecular function: transaminase activity; pyridoxal phosphate binding. Bases 169 to 1626 code for a protein of 485 amino acids. Gene Ontology annotation, cellular component: cytosol. NCBI's taxonomy places the organism in Eukaryota, Fungi, Ascomycota, Eurotiomycetes, Chaetothyriales, Herpotrichiellaceae.
CAUUGAUGUUCGGCUUUCACUGGUGCAACCAUAUAUUUUGAGCAGUGAUUAUAUGUGCACGAGUCAGUAUCGAGGUAAACCAGUCGCUCUAUUCGACACGCAACAAGCAAGAGCUACCAUGCAAUCAGUAGAUACACGAGCAUCCCGAUAAGCGAUAAGCGAUAAGCAAUGGCAAUCAACGACGUCGCUCAACUCAAUGGCACAGGCACGGGGCAUUCAGACCCCAAGCCUGUGGAAGACACCCUGCCCCCAGCGUUGCUCCAUCGCUCAUUACACCAGCAACCUUACAAGGUGACUUCAGCCAAGAGGCUCUAUCUUACCCUGUCAAAUGGCCGAGUGAUCAUGGACGCCUGCGGCGGUGCAGCCGUUGCAUCUAUCGGCCACGGCAACAAAGAAGUUCUCCAGGCCAUCCAGCAACAGAUGAGCACGGGAGUAAGCUACAUACACUCGCUGACCUACACCUCCGACGCGGCAGAGGACCUGGCGCACCAUCUGAUCGACGGCCCCCAAGGAGCUGGCCGCUUCGGUCUGGAACGUGCAUACUUUGUCAAUUCUGGCAGCGAGGCCAUGGACGCUGCAUUGAAACUCGCUCGUCAAUACUGGUUCGAGCAAGGUCAAGUGGACCGGACGCAAUUGGUUGCAAGGAAGCAGAGCUACCACGGUACCACUAUCGGUGCGAUGAACGUGAGUAGUAACCUCCCACGGAAGGUACCGUAUGCAUGCUACCAAUUGGGCAAUGUGAGCUGGGUAAGCCCGGCAUAUGCGUAUCAGUACUCGAUGUGGCAAGAAGGCGAGACAGAGGAACGAUUCGCCGAAAGAUUGGUUGAGGAACUGGACCGGCACUUUCAAGACCUCGGUCCAAAGAAUGUGAUUGCAUUCAUUGCGGAGCCUUUAGUGGGAGCGACGAGCGGAUGUACGCCUGCACCAAAGGGGUACUUCAAGGGCGUUAGGAGGGUCUGCGACAAAUACUCGAUCCUGCUUAUCCUCGACGAAAUCAUGUCCGGCAUGGGCCGAACGGGGACUCAGUUCGCAUUCGAGCAGGAAGACGUCGUACCUGACAUGGUGACCAUUGGGAAAGGCCUAGGCGGUGGCUAUAGCCCUGUAGCAGGCGUGCUGGUGCACAAGAAAGUGCUGGAUGUCCUGAGGAAGGGCACAAGCAGUUUCAACCAUGGGCACACAUAUCAGGCGCACCCCGUAGCAUGCGCGGGCACGCUCGCUGUACAGAAGAUCAUCAGACGGGAUGGACUGAUUGAAAAUUGUGCGAGACUAGGGAAGUUUGUGUAUCCCCUGCUUGUCGAGACGUUCGGGCAGGCGAAAUAUGUUGGCAAUAUCAGAGGUCGAGGGCUUUUCUGGGGAAUCGAGUUCGUCCAGGACAAGGCCAUGAGAACGCCAUUUCCAUCUGCGGUCAGGUUUGGUCCUCGAAUGCAGGAAGCGACAUUUGAGCUCGGAGUCGCCAUAUACCCAGGCUCUGCGACAGUAGAUGGAACCAAAGGCGACCAUGUCAUUCUAUCACCACCGUACAAUGUGACAGAGGAUGAAUUGCGCCAAGUUGUGGCUGUGAUGAAGCAAGCAUACGACCGGUUGGAGAAGGAGGUCGACGAAGCUGCUAACGGUAUCCGGAAGUAACAAGGAAAAGCCACAAGACAUAUAGACACAAAGACUACUAUGCCUGAUCAUUACAUAUUAGUCUUCUGCGUUCGGUUGGAACCAGGUGUGGGUGAUAGAGAGCCUCAGCAGCCGCUGCCGGACUCCUCAAUCAUGUUUUCGCGCCGCAGACAAACAUUGUCUCAUUCCCCAAGAGUCCG